AUUACUCAAGCAAGAACAAAAGCUCAAGGGGCUUUAAGCAAUAAGGAAUAAGCAGCCCCACGCAGCUGCAAUAAAUCUUCUUCUUUCUUUCCUACUUUCUUCCGCAGUUGUAUAGAGGUUCAAGGGAAAGCAAGGGAGGAAAAAGAAUUUUUAUUUCUUGUUCUUUUUUGGUUUUUUUUAAUUAGAUAAAAAAAAGGUUUUUUUAAUAAAAAUGGUGAAUAACGUGCUUUUUAUCAUUGUCCUUUUGGUGGCGGUGGUGGCGUCGGCGCUUACCGUGUAUUUUGCUAUUGGUCUCCAAGAAGCAAAAAAGCUUAAGGAUGAGACUGAGGAGAGGGAAGAGAAGAUGACGAAUUCUAAGAAGGCCAUACGGUCCAUUUGCAAGCCGACGAAAUUUAAAGAAGCGUGUGAAGAGAGCAUGGUGAACUCGAACACGACGGAUCCCAAGGCGCUGAUAAUGGCGGAGUUCAAGGCAACAGUGGCGGAGAUUAAGAACGUGAUGGUGAAUUCGAAGACGGUGCAAGAUUUGCAGAAGGAUGAAAAGACGAAGGCAGCUUUUGGUGUUUGCCAGGAGUUGUUCGAUUGGGCUGUUGUGGACCUUGAGAGAUCGUUCGACAAGCUCGGGGAACAAGACAUGACUAAGAUCGGCGAUGUUCUCUUGACCCUCCAGGUGUGGCUGAGCGGCGCCCUUACCAGCCAAGAGACGUGUGUAGACUCGUACGCCGAGAUGGACAGUCACGCGGCGAAGAAGAUGCAGGAGAUCAUAGCCAAGUCACAGGAGUUAACCAAGAACGGCCUCAACAUUUUGAACGGGUUACCGUCGAUAUUGAAAGAAUUCAACAUCGACGACAUUGAUAUCUCCUCCGCCUUUAAUCGUAAGCUUUUGUCGGGCGAUUUCCCUGAAUGGAUGAGCUACGGUGACCGGAAACUCUUGCAGGCAACACCUGCUGAGAUUACCCCUAACGUCGUCGUCGCUAAAGACGGAACUGGAAAAUUUGAUACCAUCGCCAAGGCUCUUGCUGAAGUCCCAAAGAAGAAUACUGAACGAUUUGUUAUCCAUAUUAAGGCCGGAGUUUACGAGGAGAGGAUCGACAUCCCCAAGACUGUUGGCCACGUCAUGUUCAUCGGAGACGGUCCGACCAAGACUGUCAUCACCGGUAGUGUCAGCGUCGAAAAGACACUGCCGAAACCUUCGACAUUCCGCACUGCAACGGUUGCUGUGGCUGGCUUGAACUUCAUAGCCAAGGACAUCGCUUUCGAGAACUCCAUCGGACCGGUGGGUCAUCAAGCGGUCGCCUUCAGGGGCUCCGGUGAUAUGGCCGCCUUCUAUAACUGCCAUUUCAACGGGUACCAAGACACCCUUUACGCCCACGAGGACCGGCAAUUCUACCGCGACUGUGUCAUCACCGGAACCAUAGACUUUAUCUUUGGCGACGCUAGGGCCGUGUUCCAAAACUGUCAACUUAUCGUCAGGAAGCCGCUGGACAACCAAAACUGCGUCAUCGUUGCAGAGGGGAAGGAAAGCUUAGAGUCAAAAGGCGGCUUCGUGUUCCAAAAUUGCACCUUCUCCGGCGAUAAGGACUACCUCCCAGUGAAGGACAAGAACAAGUCGUACCUCAACAGACCAUGGAGGCAUCUUGCGACUGUUAUCAUAAUGCAAUCACAGAUCGACGACAUCAUCCAACCGGAGGGGUACAUCCCGAUGAAUGGCAAUGACGGCCUGGCUACCUCGUACUACGUCGAGUUCGGCAACAGGGGACCUGGCGCUAAAACCGACGGCAGGGUCAAAUGGGAGGGUAUCAAGACACUCGAUGCGACUGAGAUAAAGAAAUUCGCCCCCGGCGUAUACCUCGAUUCCGAUGACUGGAUUCCGGAAACUGGAGUUCCCAUCAUUACCGACAUGAUCCCUGGGCUCUAAACUGGCAACAAACCUAAGGCCAUUG
Molecule: messenger RNA, 1940 nt
Organism: Hibiscus syriacus
Lineage: Eukaryota; Viridiplantae; Streptophyta; Magnoliopsida; Malvales; Malvaceae
Product: pectinesterase-like
Exons: 2
Coding region: 212-1915 (567 amino acids)
Biological process (GO): cell wall modification
Molecular function (GO): pectinesterase inhibitor activity; pectinesterase activity
Source: RefSeq, a predicted model, not a curated record